ACCGGCGUUCAAUCGUGAAGCGGAUUGACUGUUGCGGGCUCUGUAUGCUGCGCAUGAGCGUGCGUGUCGGGAUGAAACGAUCGUCUCUCGGAGUAGCGAUAUUGAAUUAAUACAGAUAUAUUCCCAGGGGGGUCGGCAGAUAGGACACCUAAGGGGAGCGUGCCCGAACUAGAGGAGUUUACGGCGAUACGGAGCGGAGGGAGACGCGGGAGUGUGACAGGGGGGGGAAGCGCGAGCGAAUCCAACUGACACAGCACGCAGCAAUGGCGGAGCACCACGCAGUCAGCGACGGCAAGCACAAAGCGUCCGCCAAUGCCGGGAGCUCGGCGCACGGGAACAGCCGACCCGGUACCGCGGGUGGAGGAGGGGGCAAAGGAGGCCUGUCCGGCGGACUGACUCAGCCGGCCGGGUGGCAGUCUUUGCUCUCGUUCAGCAUUCUCUUCCUGGCCUGCCUGGCAGGAUUCAGCUCCAGACUUUUCGCCGUGAUCCGGUUCGAGAGCAUCAUCCACGAGUUUGAUCCAUGGUUCAACUACAGAUCAACACAUCAUCUCACCACAAAUGGCUUCUACGAGUUCCUUAACUGGUUUGAUGAAAGGGCCUGGUAUCCCUUGGGCAGGAUUGUUGGUGGUACAGUAUACCCGGGCUUAAUGGUGACUGCAGGACUCAUUCACUACGUGCUCAACCUGCUCCACAUCACGGUCCAUAUCCGAGAUGUGUGUGUCUUUCUAGCGCCAGUGUUCAGCGGUCUGACUGCCAUCUCCACCUUUCUGCUGACACGGGAGCUGUGGAACCAGGGUGCAGGGCUGCUGGCAGCCUGCUUCAUUGCCAUUGUCCCUGGCUACAUCUCGCGCUCUGUUGCGGGUUCGUUCGACAAUGAAGGCAUCGCCAUCUUCGCCCUACAGUUCACCUACUACCUUUGGGUAAAAUCUGUAAAGACGGGCUCAGUAUUCUGGACCAUUGGCUGUUGUCUCUCUUACUUCUACAUGGUGUCCGCAUGGGGAGGAUACGUUUUCAUUAUCAACCUGAUUCCUCUGCAUGUGUUUGUGCUGCUGCUAAUGCAACGCUACAGCAGGAGAGUUUAUAUUGCCUACAGCACUUUCUACAUUGUGGGUCUUGUACUGUCGAUGCAAGUCCCCUUUGUCGGCUUCCAGCCAAUCAGGACCAGUGAGCACAUGGCUGCUGCUGGUGUGUUUGCACUUCUCCAAGCCUAUGCCUUCCUGCAGUACCUAAAGGACAGGCUGACCAGACAGGAGUUCCAGACACUUUUCUUCCUUGGAGUCUCCCUUGCUGCCGGCGUGGUCUUCCUCACAGUGAUCUAUCUCACCUACACAGGAUACAUUGCUCCGUGGAGCGGCCGUUUCUACUCUCUCUGGGACACUGGCUAUGCAAAGAUCCACAUCCCCAUCAUAGCGUCCGUGUCGGAGCACCAGCCGACGACGUGGGUCUCCUUCUUCUUCGACCUCCACAUCCUGGUCUGCACCUUCCCAGCAGGCCUGUGGUUCUGCGUCAAGAACAUCAAUGAUGAGCGAGUGUUUGUGGCCCUGUACGCCAUCAGCGCUGUCUACUUUGCCGGCGUCAUGGUGCGUCUGAUGCUGACAUUGACUCCGGUGGUGUGCAUGCUGUCGGCGGUGGCCUUCUCCAGUGUCUUUGAGCAUUACAUGGGAGACGAUACGAAGCGGGAGAAGCCCCCCGCUGAAGACAGCAGCGACGAGGACGACAAGAGGAAUUCUGGGAAUCUGUAUGACAAGGCUGGAAAAGUGCGCAAACAUGUGUCGGAGCAGGAGAAAGCCGAGGAGGGUCUGGGUCCAAACAUCAAGUCCAUAGUCACCAUGCUGAUGCUGAUGCUGCUCAUGAUGUUCGCCGUCCACUGCACCUGGGUCACGAGCAACGCCUACUCCAGCCCCAGCGUGGUCCUGGCCUCGUACAACCACGACGGGACACGUAACAUCCUGGAUGACUUCAGGGAGGCCUACUACUGGCUGAGGCAGAACACGGACGAGCAUGCGCGCGUCAUGUCCUGGUGGGACUACGGUUACCAGAUCGCCGGCAUGGCCAACAGGACCACGCUCGUAGAUAACAACACGUGGAACAACAGUCAUAUCGCACUGGUGGGGAAAGCCAUGUCUUCCAAUGAAAGUGCAGCCUACAAAAUCAUGAAGUCCCUGGACGUGGACUACGUGCUGAUCAUCUUCGGAGGCGUUAUCGGCUAUUCAGGUGACGACAUCAACAAGUUCCUGUGGAUGGUGAGGAUAGCGGAGGGAGAGCACCCCAAGGACAUUAGGGAGAGUGACUACUUCACCCCUCAGGGAGAGUUCAGAGUGGACAAGGCCGGGUCACCAACCCUGCUCAACUGCCUCAUGUACAAGAUGUCCUAUUAUCGCUUUGGUGAAAUGCAGCUGGACUUCCGGACGCCACCUGGAUUCGACCGCACCCGUAACGCAGAGAUCGGCAACAAGGACAUCAAGUUCAAGCACCUGGAGGAGGCGUUCACGUCUGAGCACUGGCUGGUCCGGAUCUACAAGGUGAAGAACCUGGACAACAGAGAGCCGCUGGACCACAAGCUGCGCAGUAUAGUGCCGAAGCAGAAGUACACGUCCAAAAAGACCGCCAAGAGGAAGCGAGGACACAUCAAGAACAAGCUCGCCAUGAGGAAAGGCAAGAAGUUACAAAAGAAAUAAUGAUGAUGGACUCUUCUAGGAAAACAAACAAAUGCGAAGAAACCUCUAACAACCAAUGAAGAAGAACACAGCGGCCGAUGAUCUGCCACUUGGUCUCAAGCGCUUCUCAUUAGAGCGCCCCCAUGUGUCCAGGAAGCUGAAGUGUUGCAUCUGGGAAGCUCCAGAAAUUUUGUCCGUUUUAUCCUGAGGACUUUUGUCUCGCUUUUUUUCCCUGUUUUUUUUGUUUGUUUUCUGAUUUUUUGUUAGUUGUUUUUUUACUUUGUACUUGAAUGUGUGGUAAGGCAUAGGGCUGCUCUACUUGAUUUGAUAUUGAAUACAUUUUGUGGUACGCUAAUUAACUGCUUAUCAGUACAGGGAUCGGGUGAAGGGGGUUAUGAACGAUAACUAGGAACAUUUGCACCAAAGACCCAUAGACCUUGCUUCAUGGCACAUGUGAACUCUACUGAGGGGAAGACAGGACUGAAAGCUGAGGACUUUGUUCCUGACACGUGUACAGAGGACAGUAUGCGGUAUGGAGGAACGUCCCAUCUCCACACAACCCAUCUGUAAUAUUAACCUUUUUACCAUUCUCAUCAUUUUUGGCUCUCUCUCUCCCUCAACCUUAUUUUUCAACAAAUUCUUUAGCAAACAAUUGGCCUGGUGUGUAAAUAUGUUAUGUAAAGAAAAUGUCUAAAAGGAUGGUAAUAUAUUGGAUUAUCGUGGUGAUUUUUAUAUAUGCAGUUUAUUGUUUUUCUCAUUUUUUGUGAUUGUUUGGGUUUUUUGUAUGACAGCAAAUAGAACAGUGAAUGCAAUAACUCCUGUACAGAGGGGCUUGAGAUUUUGUUGAAAGAAAGAAUGUGACUUUUUACAGAGUUCCCCCCUCCCACCAACCCACUUUUUCAUGAAUUGCGUAGAUUGUACAUUUCUGCUGCUAGGGUUUUAACGACGGACGCAAGCAACUGUGUGUAAAAAGUAGUGAUAAUAAAUUAGGCCUCCCUUCCUGCAGGGGGAGCUCUUUAGUUCAGCGAGCUAAGCAUAGUGCCUCAUCACUGGCCAUCAUCAACUCAUUGAUUUGUGACGGUCUACCUUGUUCAGCUCCUUGCGUAUCGCUGCAGCAGCUUGGGUGCAUUGACCAGCCUGAGGCUUCGGGAACUUGUAAUGCAACGUCUGAAUUAAGUGCGCUGCGAGGAGAAGCUGAAGCACAGGGAUUGAUACUGAAGUGAGUGAAGGUGUGAGGUCAGUGAAAGGUCAGAACUUCCAUUUCUACCUGUCGCUAUGGUGGAACUUGGGUUCACGCUGGUAUCGAGUGUGUUGUCUGAAUGAAUCAGUGACGUACCUACAAAUCUCCAUUUCCCAGCCCAUUUGUGACAUCUUCGACUGUUUGGCUUUGUACAACCAGCACCAACAAACCUUUUUGUUUGGGUUCCUCAUGUCGAAGCACUAGACGACUUCUUGGUUGCUCUGUGGAUUCUCCAGUAACCUUUUUUAUUUUCAUUAAGUAACUGACACAUCAAAAGACUAAUACAUCAUCCACAAAGUGACUUUUAUUCCUAUCACCUGUUAGUUCUGUCUUCAGAAUUUGAAAAACAAACUUGCCUGAUUCCUUUUGUGUCUUUGCGUUUGAUCUUCCAUGAAACUGUCAUCAGCUCAGGCUUGAGACCUUCGACACAAUGCCACAUUGUUCAACUGCCUCACGUCCUUGUGUUUCUCAUGUGCAGAGAGAAGAGCUCAGACUAAGCCUUAAUGUGGUGUACAGCUUGCUGCCCUCUUAUUUCCUCCUAAGAACAGCGGAGUACUUCCUUCCUCUUUUUGUAUUUCCUAGUAGCCCGGUGCCAUCUGUCCCAGACACACCUGCUUUGUUGCUUUGAUGCAGUCCUUCCCUGCUGGUCUCUGCUCACCUCCAGAGUUUACAUUUUUAUGUUGUUCUGUUCAGCCAUCUUUAAAUAUACACUUUAAUCAAA
Messenger RNA from Betta splendens (Siamese fighting fish), 4618 nucleotides. RefSeq names its product dolichyl-diphosphooligosaccharide--protein glycosyltransferase subunit STT3B. The record is from RefSeq and is a predicted model, not a curated record. The transcript has 16 exons. Gene Ontology annotation, molecular function: dolichyl-diphosphooligosaccharide-protein glycotransferase activity. Gene Ontology annotation, biological process: post-translational protein modification. Gene Ontology annotation, cellular component: membrane. The coding region runs from base 264 to 2678 and encodes 804 amino acids. NCBI's taxonomy places the organism in Eukaryota, Metazoa, Chordata, Actinopteri, Anabantiformes, Osphronemidae.